GAAUCGUGAACAGAGGAGAUUCGUUCCGGAGACGGCGAUCGAGGAGUAACAGUCUUUGUCCCCCGACGAUGGGUGGUGGCGGAGGAGGAGGUGGGACACCGUCCCCCGUCUGCGACGACAUCGAUCCCACUCUGCACGAUACGGCGAGGUACAGUGUCGCCCUUCUGGGCACCCAGGGGGUGGGCAAAACCGCCCUUAUCAGCCAAUUCAUGACAUCAGAGUGCAUAAAUGCUUACGACAGACAGAAAGGUACGUACUUACUGCUGCGAAAAAGCAAGACCGCAGCAUGAUGAUGAUUCCCCUACCAGUCUCCAGCUUCUUCUGCCAUCCGAAACUUUCCCUAAGCUCGGUUUCGCAGUUUACACGCGUUCCGACCGACCCAAACCACCUCAGUUCUAAUCCUGGAACAAAACACCCAUUGGCUCACCGAAACCACAAUCAUAUUUGAUUACACAGUCCAUUA
Nicrophorus vespilloides is the source of this 463-nucleotide messenger RNA. RefSeq lists its product as uncharacterized. The annotation marks the transcript as partial. The transcript has a single exon. The record is from RefSeq and is a predicted model, not a curated record. Gene Ontology annotation, molecular function: GTP binding; calcium channel regulator activity. NCBI's taxonomy places the organism in Eukaryota, Metazoa, Arthropoda, Insecta, Coleoptera, Silphidae. Gene Ontology annotation, cellular component: plasma membrane.